UCACCUUCAUCAUCAUCAUCAUCAUCGUCGUCGUCGUGGUCACGUGGAGGAAUUUGAUGCUCUCACCUACCUCAAGUUGCUGCCUUAUAAGAAGGGGGGGAGAAGGGGGGGUCAGUACAGGUGUGCGGAGGGAAUUUCCACGGGAGAUUACCGGACACGUUGUUGCUGUUUUAUUGUCCCCGCUGUGGAUGCGACGUGCCGGCAGAUCGAGGCACCAUCGGGGGGGACGGGCGGGAUGAGGAGGAAGUGGUGACGACCCUCCCUGGCCACGCCGCCACGCACAACUUAGCCUAAACGGCGUCUCCCCGCCUUUUGCCUCCUGCUGCCUCCACCCAAGACGCGCUCCAGAAUGCCAGCGUCGGCCCCCCUGCUGGCCCCCCUGCUGGCCCCCCUGCUGGCCCCCCUGCUGGCCCUCUGGCUCCUGGCGCUGCCCGCCGGCGCCCAGACCUUGGCCAGCUUCCGGCCGGAGCGGCGUGACUGGCACCUCAACCACCUGACGGUGCACCAGGACACGGGGGCGGUCUACCUGGGCGCCGUCAACCGCGUCUACAAGCUGUCGGGCAACCUGACGCUGCUGGUGUCGCACGACACGGGCCCCGAGGACGACAACAAGGCGUGCUACCCGCCGCUCAUCGUGCAGCCGUGCUCGGAGCCGCUGGCGCCCACCGACAACGUCAACAAGCUGCUGCUGGUGGAUUCCUCGCAGAAGCGUCUGCUGGCGUGCGGCAGCCUCUACCAGGGCGUGUGCAAGCUGCUGCGCCUGGACGACCUCUUCAUCCUGGUGGAGCCCUCGCACAAGAAGGAGCACUACCUGUCCAGCGUCAACCAGACGGGCACCAUGUACGGCGUCAUCGUGCCCGCGCAGGGCCAGGACGCCACGCUCUUCAUCGGCACGGCGGUGGACGGCAAGCAGGAUUACUUCCCCACCGUCUCCAGCCGGAAGCUCCCCCGCGACCCGGAGUCGUCCGCCAUGCUGGACUACGAGCUGCACACCGACUUCGUGUCGUCGCUCAUCAAGAUCCCGUCCGACACGCUGGCGCUGGUGGCCCACUUCGACAUCUACUACGUGUACGGCUUCGCCAGCGGCGCCUUCGUCUACUUCCUGACCGUGCAGCCCGAGACGCCGGAGAACGGCAUGUCGUCCGGCGGCUCGGCCGGCGAUCUCUUCUACACCUCGCGCAUCGUCCGCCUCUGCCGGGACGACCGCAAGUUCCACUCCUACGUCUCGCUGCCCAUCGGCUGCGUGAAGAACGGCGUGGAGUACCGCCUGCUGCAGGCCGCCUACCUGGGCAAGCCGGGCCGCGUGCUGGCCGCCUCGCUUCACGUGGGCGCGCAAGACGACGUGCUCUUCGCCGUCUUCUCCAAGGGGCAGAAGCAGUUCCACCGGCCGCCCGACGACUCGGCGCUCUGCGCCUUCACCAUCCGCGACAUCAACGCGCGCAUCAAGGAGCGCCUGCAGUCGUGCUACCAGGGCGAGGGACACCUGGAGCUCAACUGGCUGCUGGGGAAGGACGUGCAGUGCACCAAAGCGCCGGUGCCCAUCGACGACUCCUUCUGCGGCCUGGACAUCAACCAACCCCUGGGCGGCUCCCAGCUGGUGAGCGGACACACCCUCUACACCGAGACCCGGGACCGCAUGACCGCCGUCAUCUCCUACGUCUACAACGGCUACUGUGUGGCCUUCGUGGGCACCAAGAGUGGACGUCUGAAGAAGGUCAGUGAGUGUGACUAAUCUGUGGAUGAUACAGGUACCUGGUAUCGAAUCGAUAGCGGUUUUGCCUCCCUUGCUUGGAUUAGAUAGGUCUGAGGGGAUGGUGCAGGAUCCAAGUAUUUAUUCUCUAACAGUCCUUCAAUAAGUUGAAGAAAGAGAGUUUUGUUUGACUACUUGAUUAGAAAAUUUCCAAUACAGUACAUUUCCUGACUUUUUGGAUCAUUUUGUUUAGUUUGUUUUUAAAGA
Messenger RNA from Entelurus aequoreus (snake pipefish), 1957 nucleotides. RefSeq names its product plexin-A2-like. Gene Ontology annotation, molecular function: semaphorin receptor activity; protein binding. Gene Ontology annotation, biological process: regulation of GTPase activity; regulation of cell migration; regulation of cell shape. The record is from RefSeq and is a predicted model, not a curated record. The coding region runs from base 350 to 1732 and encodes 460 amino acids. NCBI's taxonomy places the organism in Eukaryota, Metazoa, Chordata, Actinopteri, Syngnathiformes, Syngnathidae. The transcript has 3 exons. Gene Ontology annotation, cellular component: semaphorin receptor complex.